Molecule: messenger RNA, 1959 nt
Organism: Chroicocephalus ridibundus (black-headed gull)
Lineage: Eukaryota; Metazoa; Chordata; Aves; Charadriiformes; Laridae
Product: TBC1 domain family member 17-like
Exons: 17
Coding region: 71-1891 (606 amino acids)
Biological process (GO): activation of GTPase activity
Molecular function (GO): GTPase activator activity
Source: RefSeq, a predicted model, not a curated record
GCGGUCUGUCCGGUGGGGGCGUGGCCGGAAGGGGCGGGCGACGGCCGGAAGCGGAAGCGUCAGGCGGAGGAUGGAGGUGGCGGCGGGCGGGAGGGUGCUGCUGGAGCUGCCGGGGGUCUCCAUCCCCACCGGGCUCCACCCCGCCCCCCCCCGCGAGGGGCUGCUGCAGGGACGGCUGCGCGUGCUGCAGGGGCCAAAGGACGUGGUGCUGGAGUGGGAACCUCUGGAAGAACUGUGGGACCCCCCCGAUGACGCGCCACCCCCCGAGGAGGAGCCCCCAGACCCCGGCUUCGAGCCCGACUGGGCGGUGCUGAGCCCCCCCCGCGCCCCCCCCCGGCCCCCCGGCUGGCGGGGGGGGUUCCGCCUGGAGCUGGGGGAAGUGGGGGGGCUGCGGCGGAGCCCCCCCGGGUUGCACCGACCCUUCCUGGUGCUGCUGCCGCGGGGGGGGCCCUGCCCCCCCCCCUUGCAUUUCCCACGGGGGGGGCCCCGAAAGCUGCUGCGGCUCUUGGGGACCCGCCUGCGCCCGAGCCCACGGGACCCCCGGCUGCUGCUGGUGACCCCCCCCGAGGGGCCCGACCCCCCCCCGCAACCCCCGUCCCCCGGCCUCGUCACCCGGCUGCUGCAGGGUCCCUACGCCGCCACCUUGGGGGGGCUGAGCCGCCUGGUGGGGGGGGGCAGAGGCCACGCCCCCCCCCCCUGCGCGCGGGGGGCGGAGCCAGAGCUGGAGCCGGAGCCACCCUUUGAGGUCAUCGCCUGCGUGAGGCUGGGGCCCCGCCCCUCCCCCCCGCGGGGACCGCCGGUGACGUCAGAGGAGUGGGGGCGGAGCCACGACGCCGAGGGGCGGAGCCUGGACCCGGAAGGGCUGCGGCAACGCCUUUUCCGGGGGGGGCUGAGCCCCGAGGUGCGGCCCGAGGGCUGGCGGCGGCUGCUGGGGCUGCUGCCGUGGGGGGGGGCGGCCUCCGACCCCCCCGAGCGCGACUGGAGGGCCGACUAUUUCCGCAUGAAGCUGCAGUGGGUGUCGCUCAGCCCCGGGCAGCAGCGCAGGAACAGCCCCUUCCGCCGCUACCGCCGCCGCCUGGAGCGGGACCUGGCCCGGUGUCACCCCCACGCCCCCGCGGCCGAGCGGCGGCUGCUGCGCGACGUGCUGCUGACCCACUGCAUGUUCCACUUCGACCUGGGGUACGUGCGGGGGAUGAGCGAGGUGCUGGGGCCCCUCCUCAGCGUCGCCCCCGACGAGGUCGAAGCCUUUUGGGGCUUCUCCCGCCUCAUGGAGCUGGUGGGAAGCAAUUUCGGGCCGGGCCGGGAGGGGCUGAAGCGGCAACUGGGGCAACUGGGGCAACUGGUGCGAGUGGUGGACCCCGAGCUCUACCCCCGCCUGGAGGCCGAGGGCACCCGCGGGUGCUGCCGCCGCUGGCUCCAGCUGCGCUUCCAGCCCCCCCUGGGACUGCAGGGGACACUGCGCCUCUGGGAGGUGCUGUGGACGGGGCUGCCCUGCCCCAACUUCCACCUGCUGCUGGUCUGCGCCCUCCUGGAGAUGGCGGGGGACGGGGGGGACGUUGGGGACAUCGGGGACACCGGAGACGUGGGGGACACCGGGGACAUUGGGGACAUUGGAGACAUUGGGGACACCGGUGAGGACUGGGACACGGACAGCGACGAGGACAGCGAUGACUGGGACGAGCCCCCCCCCGGGCGGAGGCCGGCGCUGGAGGCGGGGGAGGUGCUGACCCGCGCCGAGGGGCUCUUCCUGCAGCUGGCGGCCGCCCCCGACCUGCCCCCGGCCCUGCAGGAGCUGCUGGGACUGGGGGGGCCCCCCCCGAGCCCCCCCCCGGGGCCCCCCCCGGAGCUGCCGCAACCCCCCAGCGCCGGGGACCCCCCCCCAGCACCCUAAACUGGGAAUUGGGGGGGUCCCGCAUGCCUGGGCCCCCCCUCCCCAGUCGGCGACGGCCGGGGGGGCCC